Psilocybe cubensis is the source of this 3528-nucleotide messenger RNA. RefSeq lists its product as uncharacterized. NCBI's taxonomy places the organism in Eukaryota, Fungi, Basidiomycota, Agaricomycetes, Agaricales, Agrocybaceae. The record is from RefSeq and is a predicted model, not a curated record. The transcript has 10 exons. Gene Ontology annotation, cellular component: nucleus. The coding region runs from base 1 to 3528 and encodes 1175 amino acids.
AUGGCCCGUAUACGAAAAGAAAAAGGUCGUUCUUCCAAAGCUCUUCAAUCAUCAUCGAAAGAGUACGCGAAAAGCUCAACAACGUCGCUAAAAAACGACAAGACGCCCAGGACUUUGUCGAAAAGCCAGAUAUCGUCAUUGGGAGGGGAUGAAGCUGAUUUGGAGUUAUUGAAAGGUGUAAAACAGGAUGUAGAGAUAAGUUCGGGGUCUACGGUCAAUGAUGCUGCGUUGCAAAAUGACGUUUCUAAAUUUUUGAACGAACUUAAUAUCGGCAGUGGGAACUCAAACAACACCCCGAAAUCUAAACCAAACGCGAAAGGAAAAGAGAAAGAAAAGCUUCAUUCAGGUUCGAAGACUACACAUGAAAAGAAAGGGAAGCCUGUGGCCGAACCCCAAGAAUCGACUUCCGUCUCAAAACCUUCGAAAAAAGACAAAAAACACGUUCAAAAGACAGAAACACCUGCACCAUCGACUACUACCGCACCUGUAGAGGAACGUCCGAAAGUCGUGCUACCUACAAAGGUUACGCUCAACCCGAAAUCGCAAUUUGUCUUCCAGCCAAUUUCGCAAUGGUACAACGCUCUACCUACCCUUGAUUAUUCCUCCUCAGCCUCCACGACAAUCACUCCAGCACAAUUAUCAUCACUAUCACAAAAGGCUGCAGAGCUGCAUGAAAAAGACAUUUCUACCUUCCUGACAUCCUCCUCCUCGAACUCUUCCUCAUCUGAGGCGAGCUUCCUUGCCAAAAUCAUUUCAUCGGGUACACUCUCGGACAGGCUCAGUGCGCUGACGCUUUUGGUGCAGAGUAGCCCUCUUCACAACAUCAAGGCGCUGGAGACAUUGAGGACGAUGGCGGAGCGAGGCAAGGGAAAGGGUGGCAGGGAAGAGAGCUUGAAGGCGCUGAGGUGUAUCGUUGAUUGGUGGGUCGGAGGCGGAGCACCCAAUCGCAAACUCAAAUAUUUCCGCGACCAGCCUUUACUGCAUCCCGGUGUUACAGACGAAUAUCUUUUGCUCUGGCACUUCGAAGAUUGGUUGAAAAAGUACUUUUUCUCGGUCCUUCAAGUGCUUGAGACUCUUUCGCUAGACCCUCUACCCUACGUCCGGACACAAACCAUCAGUCUGAUAUUUACACUCCUCAAGGAUAAACCCGAGCAGGAGCAGAAUCUGUUGCGUUUGCUCGUCAAUAAACUAGGAGACACGGAAAAAUCACUCGCCUCGCGUGCUUCAUACCACCUGCUUCAACUCCUCCAAAGCCACCCUGCCAUGAAAGCAAUCGUCGUCCGCGAGAUCAUUUCCCUCGUUCUGCGUCCCGCAGCUCCUACCACAGCCGCUGUCGUAGCUGCUGCCGCAGCCAGCACCGCCGCCUCUGCCAACAAACACAUCCGAUUCGGUGAUGCUGAGCCUCCCAAACCUGCCCCAACACCGAAAGGUUCUUCAUCAAAAGACAAGGAGAAAAAAAGCACCAAUUCACAUGCGCGAUAUUACGCGACAGUGACGUUCAAUCAAAUUGUGUUGACGCCCGGGGACAAGGAGGUGGCGCUUCAGUUGAUUGAUGUUUAUUUUGAGAUGUUCAAGGAACUUUUGGGAGAGGGGCUGGGAGAGGAAGUGGAUGGAGAGGCGGAUGAGAAGGUGGAUCAUGGUAAAGGAAAGGGGAAAGGGAAGGAAGAAGAAGAGUUCAAGACGGACAAAGGAGGAAGGAUCAUGGAGAGAUCAAAGGGCAAAGGAAAGGGAAAAGGAAAGGUUAUGGAAAUCAAGGGCGCAGCUGGGUUUACAGAGGUCGAGGAUUCGAACUCGAAGCUCGUUUCUGCCAUUUUGACUGGUGUCAAUCGCGCACUGCCGUUCGCAAAGAUUGACGCAGCCGACGUCGGAAUCAACAAACAUAUCGACACCCUGUUCCUCAUCACCCACAAGUCCACUUUCAACAUAUCGCUCCAAGCUUUAGUUCUCAUUCAACAGAUAUCAGCCUCGCUCUCCUCUUCCUUACCCCCUUCCUCCGCAUCCUCUUCAUCUUCUUCGUCAGCAGCAGCGACUGCCAAGUCCAUUACGGACCGUUACUACCGUACCCUCUACGCUUCGCUCCACGACACACGGCUCGCGACGUCCUCGAAGCAAGCGAUGUACCUUAACCUAUUCUUCAAGUCCAUCAAAGCUGACGCGGGUGUCGGUACCGACGACGCGAGUGUAAAGGGCGAGAAGGGGGAGAGGGUCAAGGCGCUCAUCCGACGGUUCGUCCAGGUGCUUGUAAGUGGAGGUGGUGGCGCACCCGAGUUUAUUGCCGGUGGGCUCUUCUUGCUGGGCGAGCUGUUUAGUAGUAUACCGGGAUUGAGGGCGAUGAUCAAUGAAAAACCCAAAGCACAGAAGGGAGACGAUGCUGCUACACAGGAGGCGUACGACCCCAGAAAACGCGAGCCGCAGUUCGCACACGCAUCGGCGCUACCCCUAUGGGAACUGACGCCUCUGCUGAACCAUUACCACCCUGCGGUCGCACUGCAUGCGCGCCAGCUGCUCACCUCACAGCCGCUCACGGCAUCAGCAGACCUAUCGCAGAACACGCUUUUGCACUUCCUCGAUCGGUUCGUGUACAAGAACCCGAAAAAGCUCGGUAAAGAUAAGGGCGAGGAGAAGGAGGGUGAAGAGGUGCUCGGCGCCAAGGGCGCAAGUGCGAUGCAGCCGGCGGCGAGCGCCCUUGACGGCGUGAAGUUGAUGAAGGGAGAGGCGGGUCGUACGGCCGCGGGGAUGGUGAUGGUGAAUGAAGCAGCAUUUUUGAAGAAGAGGCGGGAGGAUGUUCCUGUUGAUCAGCUGUUCUUCCAUGAUUUCUUCACGAGGAAGAAUGAGCGUGAGAAGGCGAAGGCUGCGAAGGUUAACAAGAGGAAAGAUGACGAGGAGGAAAGCGAAGAAGAUGAGGAGGAGGGUGAAGAAGAUGAGAAUGUCGCGUCGGAUGAUGAGGCUGACGCCGACGAACCCGCCAGCGAGUUCAGCGAGGAAGAUAGUGACGCUGACGAGGCAGAGAUUUGGAAGGUGAUGCAGGCGACGAUGCCGAAGGCCGCUGGGGAAGAUGACGAUCUUAUGCUGGACAGCGAUGUCGAUGAGGAUGAGGAUGCGUCAGUUGACUUCGGAGAUGAUAGCGAGUUGAACGGGUCUGACCUCGAUAUCGAUGACGACGAGGAAGUUGGGAGUGAAAACGACGAAGAUGAAGGCGAAGAAGAAGAUGAUGAUGAUGAGGAAGGCGGCCUGUCACUUGCGGAAGAUUCAGACAACGAGGAUCUUAUCCCUCUCGAUGGGAUGGAACACCCACUGGGUCUUAUCGAGUACGACGGAUCGGACGCCGACUCGGACGCUGGCGCUGUGGUCGAUGAGGACGAAGUCUGGGGAGGUAUCAGUUCUGAGAACAAGAAGCGUAAGCGCGGUGGGAAAGAAGAUCCGAGCAUGAGCAGGGAAAAGAGGAAGAAGCGCAAGGCGCUGCCGACCUUUGCCAGCUAUGAGGAUUAUGCGAAGAUGAUUGAGGAGGGGCCAGAGGAUGAUAUUUGA